GCUUCUUCCCCCUCCCGGGGUGAGGGCCCGCUGCUGCACACACCAACAGCCCUUAUCAGCUCUGCCACUCGCCUGGCCGGGGAGAGGCGGUGUCCUGGGGAAGGAAAGGGGUUGUGCCAGGGCUCUGCGGGCAAGGGCUCUUCGGCCGCAGUAGGAAAGGGGCCUCAUCGAGGGGAAAGCCGGGGGGGGGGGGGGCGAGGGCUCAGAGACAGUGUUGAUAAGGGGUGCCCCCGCCCCACCGGGAGGCAGCGCGACGCCCUCCCUUAGGGCUCCCGUCCCACCCUCCACCCGCGAGGAGGAUGCGGAGGCACCGCGGCCGUGCAGCAUCGUGGGGCGUGAAGCCGGCGGCGGGGACAUGAGCCCGGGGUCCGGUUGGGCCCUGGGGCCGCUCCUGCUGCUGCUGGCACUGCUGCAGUGCGCAGCGCGGCGGAAGGCAGUUGUAAAGAGAUCAGUUCCAGAUGUCUGUGCAACUUGCCACGUUCAUGCUACAUGUCAUCAAAUUGAAGGAAAAAGUGUCUGCAUCUGUAACUAUGGAUUUGUAGGCAAUGGAAGAACCCAUUGUCAAGAUAAAGAUGAAUGCCAGAUUGGAGCCAGCAAGAUCUGUGGAAAUCAUACACUGUGUCAUAAUACACACGGAAGCUUUUACUGUGUUUGCCUUGAUGGAUACCGAGCCUCCAACAACAACAAGACAUUUAUCCCUAAUGAUGGCACAAACUGUACAGAUAUAGAUGAAUGUGAGGAGUCUGGGCUGUGUGGUCACAAUGCAAAAUGUGUGAAUACUGAAGGAAGCUACAAGUGUUACUGCAAUGAUGGUUAUAAAUUAGAAAAUGGAGAGCAUUCUUUUCAUCCAGAUGGGAAUACAGUUUCAUGCAGAGAAAUUGGAUGUGGUUCCCCUCCUAAAAUGAAGCAUGGCUACGUUGUGGGGAACUACAGCUUGCUACCAGGAAGUGCGGUUCAUUAUGAAUGUAAAGAAGGGUUUUACAGCAACGAGGGGAAGUUCUCAUAUUGCACUGCAAAUGAAACUUGGGAACCUGCCACUUUAAGCUGUAAAGGUGUGGAUUGUGGGAUUCCACCCUCUGUUUUAAAUGCACAUCCAGCAUCUGUAAGUGGGACUACAUAUGGAAGUGAAGUUACUUACAAUUGUGUUCAUGGUUACUUUAUGGCAAGUGGCAAUCAGACUGCAGUCUGCAAUGCCAAAGGACAGUGGGAUGGUACUGAUCUGGUGUGCAAAGAAAUAGACUGUGGCAAACCUUUGCUGAUUCCACAUACAGAAAUGACCUGGGACAACUCUACCACCCUAAGGAGCAGAGUGUACUAUCAGUGUAAAGAAGGAUAUUAUUCUAAUGGAGGCAGGAAUUUUUCAGAAUGCACAAUAGAUCAGUCGUGGGAGAAUAUUACAUUCGUAUGCAAAGAGGAGGAAUUAUUCAGUAAUUUGUCCAUAUUCAAUGAAACGUGUGUGAAGUGGGAAAGGAAAACUGGAAGACUAGGAGUGCAGAAAACAUACACAUUUCACAUACUGGGCCAGAGAUGGGAUGAGAAGAUGUUCUCAGAAGAUGUGAUAUUUAACAUCACGACAAAUGAAGAUAAUCCAAAGGUGUGUUUAGAUCUCGACUCUGGCAGUAACUACGUGGUGAAUAUUACUACAAUUUCUUCCACAGACAUCCCUGUCUCAGUUAUAUUAGCAGUUCAAACAAAGGUAAAGGAAGCUUUCAAUAAUGUACUAAUUUUUAAUGAUACCUGCUUGAAAUGGCAGAGAAAUGUCAGGGGAACUGAUGUGGAAGACAGAUAUUCGUUUCAUGUGCAAGGCCAGCGUUGGUAUCAGAAAGAGUUCUUUCAUGAAAUGAUCUUUGACCUUACUACACACAAGCAGGCUCCAGAAGUUUGUUUUGAUUUGCAGCCAGGCACCAAUUACUCUGUUAAUAUUUCCAUGGCAGCUUUGAAUUUUUCAUUGCUUGUUUCCAUAACAACACAAAUCACAGAUCCCCCUUUCCCAGCUGUAGAAUUUGUUUCAGUAACAGGUUCUGCACCUUUGCUCAGACUUCGGAAAGCAGAAGAUCAAAAUGGACCAGUCAGUUUUUAUCAAGUCAUUGUGCUUCCUCUGGAUUUGCAGAGCACCUUUAUUUGUGACUCCUUUGCUGCUGCAACUUUCUUUAGUAACACCACUGAUGUUAAAGGAUAUGUGGCAGCUGAAUUUCUGGCGAAGGAUGUUGCCGAUAACAUGCCAGUUUCUCUUGGAGACAGACAUUACUACGGAAAAUUCUAUAAUGCUCCUUUAAAGCUGGGAGAAGAGUAUUGCGUGUUUUUAAGGGUAAUAAGUGAAUGGAAUAAGGUGAGAACACAGUCCUGUGCUAUUUGGGCACAAAUUAAAAAUUUAGCACCCACUCCUACUCACUACAUGACUGCUGUUGGAUUAGGGUCAGUUGCUACUGUCUGCCUUAUACUGUUUCUGACAUUCUCAGCAGCUCGCUCUUAUCUCCACAACACAGUGAGCUCCCCACCUGCUGCUUUAGCCUGCGAAGCUGUGUAUUUAUCUGCCACAGUGGACACAUCACAAAUGGGGAUUACAUCGUCAUUCCUAGAGACUGAAAAUGUGUCUCUUCUCUGAAGUGUUAGCCCCUGAAGUCAGCAUAGAGAAAAUGCGCUCUUCUUGCUAAAGCCAGCAUCUGAUGAAUAUAGAUGUAUCUGCAUAGCAUAUAGAUACUACAGCACGGGCAGUUAAAAUGUGUGUUACUGGAAGUGAGAUAUUUAUUGUCUCCCCUUUUUCCAGGUGAUGUGGUAUGUGAAAGAGAAUCUUCCUUCACAAACAGGCUUGUGUCAGGGACAUUAUCAUGCAUCCCGUGCGUUGGCCAAAGGCUUUCAGCUAUUACAGCUACAUAAUGUAAUAAUGCCUGAUAAUGAGUGUCUGUAUUGUACUUUAUUACAUGAAUAAUCUCCUGAUCCAUUUGAGACUGUUGUGAGGAUCAACUGCUACUUCACAUACUUUAGGACACAUAAACUGGUCCAUUAUGAGAAAAAUCACAGAUUAACACUUAUGUCAGAUAAAGUGCCUAUUGUAUUUCCAAGUAUAAAGGUAGAUGUUCAUCAGUCACUUAGAAGUAAUAGUACUUCAGUAAUAAGUACAGAGUUGUUAGCCAUAAAGUUGUCACAUUCAAACAGUGUCAGCAGUAAAUAUGUUCCAGAGGCAUUGCAAUCAUUGCUCAUAGCAGUUAGCAAUAAUUGCAAAUAAUAUACCAAUCUAUAAAAAUGCAGUUUGCUGAAAAGUUGAGUAGCCUUAAUGGCAUGUGAAACUAAUUUAAGUAAGGAGCUACCUGUGAUAAAUGCAAUUUUGUUAAUAUCUGUUCUGUAAUUACUUCUGAGUAGAGUCAUUAAAUCAUUAUCUGGUUAAUGAGCUGGUGUGUAACAUCUGGUUAGAGUCACUUAAUAAAGUACAAUUAACCAAUUUCCUAUGUCAUAUUCCCAGUUAAUAUUUUUUCCUUCUGUAAGAAAGAAUCAAAUCCCUUUGAUUAUUUCCACUCCUGAUCAGAAGUUGCUUUGAGAUAUAUUAGCAAAAUCAUUCUGUUAACUGGUGAAAUAAAGAAGCAAGAGUUUUGGUUUUUA
Messenger RNA from Pezoporus flaviventris, 3597 nucleotides. RefSeq names its product sushi domain containing 1 (gene SUSD1). Gene Ontology annotation, molecular function: protein binding; calcium ion binding. Lineage: Eukaryota; Metazoa; Chordata; Aves; Psittaciformes; Psittacidae. The coding region runs from base 356 to 2605 and encodes 749 amino acids. The record is from RefSeq and is a predicted model, not a curated record. The transcript is spliced from 16 exons.